UCCUUAUUUUACAGUUGUCCAUAUUUAUCUGAGCAGAUUACACCUGCAAUUCCUGCAGUUGGAGCAAUUCUAUUCUUUUUUGUUAUGGGGACCUUGCUACGUACUAGCUUCAGUGAUCCUGGAGUCCUGCCUCGUGCAACACCAGAUGAAGCAGCAGAUCUAGAAAGGCAAAUAGGUAACACAGAAGACAUUGCAAAUGGCUCUAGUGCAGGAGGAUACCGUCCACCUCCCAGAACAAAAGAAGUAGUCAUUAAUGGACAGACAGUGAAAUUAAAAUAUUGUUUCACCUGCAAGAUUUUCCGUCCACCCCGUGCCUCACAUUGCAGCCUUUGUGAUAACUGUGUUGAACGGUUUGAUCAUCAUUGUCCCUGGGUAGGCAACUGUGUGGGGAAAAGAAACUACAGAUUUUUUUAUAUGUUUAUUUUAUCUCUGUCAUUUCUGACAGUUUUUAUAUUUGCAUUCGUUAUUACCCACAUCAUCCAUCGAACUCAGAAAACAGGAUUUUUAACUGCACUUAAAGACAGUCCUGCAAGUGUCCUAGAAGCUGUGGUGUGUUUCUUCUCCGUUUGGUCCAUUGUUGGGCUCUCAGGUUUUCAUACUUAUUUGAUCAGCUCCAAUCAAACAACAAAUGAGGAUAUCAAGGGAUCUUGGUCAAAUAAAAGAAGCAAAGAAAACUUCAAUCCUUAUAGCUAUGGCAACAUUUUCACUAAUUGUUGCUCUGCACUUUGUGGGCCCCUCUCUCCUAGUUUAAUUGACCGAAGAGGAUUUAUACAGCCAGAUACUCCACAGCCAGCAGCUCCCUCAAAUGGCAUUACAAUGUAUGGGGCCACACAGUCUCAGAGUAAUAUGUGUGAUCAAGAUCAGUGCAUUCAGAGCACUAAAUUCGUUUUGCAGGCUGCUGCCACCCCACUCCUCCAGAGUGAGCCCAGCAUAAGUAGUGAAGAGCUGCCUUUACCAGGAAAAAACACUCUUGGUGCUCCCUGUACCAUGGUGACACUAGGACAACCAACACCCCCCUCUUCCAUCCCAAAUCUCACAUCAGAAACAAGUUUGGCAGAAAUGAUACCAUUAAAAGAGGACCCUGAAAGUCAUCAGUUUCUUACUCCUGAAGAAGCUCCAUCACCACCUGGGAUGUUGCCACUUGGGUACUCCAUGACACACAGCCGUACCAUGCACAGCCUCAGCCUGGUUAGCCAGGAUUCACUGCAUGAAGACUCAGUGCGUGGCCUUGUAAAACUCAGCUCAGUCUAAGCAAUUUAGAACAUGACAAUGGUUAAACCUUAUUUAACUCCAACAGCAAUGCAGCCUUUGGGCUUUGUGACAUGUAUACAUCACUGAAAAUUAUUAUGUAAAAAAACCUAUUGAAAGGACAAAUUAUUUUUGUGCCGUGAAGUAAAAAUUACAUUUGUUUUAUAGCCAAUUUAUUGGUGGCUUGGAUUUGAUGAUUACAUUGUUAAAUAACAAAUUCAGUUGAAAUUUGUUUGGUGAUUUAUAAUGUCCAGCAGCUUGGAAUCCUGGUACUACAAACUUGAUUAUUAUAGUACUUAAAACUAUGAAUGGAUAUAAGCAUCAUAUUCCAUGUUUUAUGAAGUUCCUUGUUGUAAUAUCUCCUUUGUAGCCAGACAGUACUGUGCUACUCAUAUUUGAAACAGAAGAUUACCAUUUGAUGAAUGCAAAAUCAAUAAGGGUUGCAAUUGUGGAUUUGCAUGCCACGCUACAGUGGGUGUUACAGUAGUGUUGGUAUUUGAAAGACAGUGCUGCUUUACUGUUUGUAAGUACCAAAGUGCUGUUCAUUGUAAGAGGCAGUACAACAAACAAUAUAAUUUUUUUCAAUCAACAGUUAUAAAUAAAUGAACUGGUGGUAUUUCAGUUAUGGAGGAUUACCUGUUUUUGCAUAUCAUUUAUUUUUAAUGUGAAAUAACAUAACUGUGUUGUGCCAUAACAUAGAUUUCUCUCUACCCAUCCCCACCUGUGAUCACAUGAGAUAUUCAAUAAGAUGGCAUUCUCUGUUUCUUUGAAUAUGUAUAUGUACAGUUAUAUCCAUACAAAGCUGACGCAAAACAGCAAUGUUGUAAAACAAAUUACUUUUUUCCUAAGAUUAUACCAUUAAGCAGCCCAAAGGAACCCCUAAGACCCAAUUAUGGAUUGUUCUGAGUAUUGUAUGCAGUUUUAUAUAUAACCUACUUAAUUUUGUGAUGCUAUAAGGCUAUAAUUGAUCUGCUUGUUAAAAAUUACUUUACAUUAGUGGGUUGGACUGAGAAAUCUUCCAUUUUCAAAAGGACUUUGAUCCAGCAGAGGUUUCCACAAAAGAUUGCUCCUUACAUCAUUUAAAAACAUGCUCCACAAAGGGACCAUAUAGAACACCAUGGAGUUGAUGUGAAGGUAUUGGGCAAGAAAGAGAACUGGUGAAAAGGGGGAGGGGGAAGCUUUCUCCCUCUUAAUGAUUUCAGGAGCUACCACUGUUCCUUGAGGGAUUUCUUUAAAAUUGAGGCUCAUAGAAAAAGUAAUGAGGAAUCUUUCAGUAGAAGGCUUGAAAGGUAAAGAUACUCAUGUUCUUAACUUUGUUAGUAGACGGACAAAGGUCACUAGAAGGUCCCUAAGCUGUUUGUGAUUGAUAACUGCCAUUCAGCCACCAUUGUUAUCAACUAUGUUUCAAUUUCAGUUUAAAAUUGUGAUUGAUGCUUGAUACUAGGAAAUUUCUUAUGGCUUAAAGAAAAGAUAUUCCCUCAGGGAUAACAAACAUAAUAUGAAUUUAAAUGUUGCAAACCAUUGCAUUUUGUCUUGGUUUUAAGAUGCUAGGACCUGCAAUACCCUUUUCUCAGGACAAAGUUUAGUGCAAAGUUUGGUGUGUGUGCGUGUUUGUGUGUAUGCAUAUACACAUACAUACAUACACACACAGACACACACACAGCAUAACUGCAGGCAAGUACACUUAAAAACUGGGAUUGCGAAGAAAUGAAUACAUUGCAUCUCAAAGAAACUGAAAAAAUACCUUUAAAAGGAAAAAAAAAAGCACAAUGUUUUAAUUGGAAUAAGGCCAUCUCUACUAUUACAGAAAUGCCAGGUGACUUACUGCGAAGAAAAACCCUCACACUGUGUACAAUUUUGUUUUUGUUUUUGUUUUUUUU
This is a messenger RNA of Python bivittatus (Burmese python), 3128 nucleotides long. Lineage: Eukaryota; Metazoa; Chordata; Lepidosauria; Squamata; Pythonidae. The record is from RefSeq and is a predicted model, not a curated record.